AUGACCCAGACCCUCAACAAAAGGGAAGACCCUCUUAACCUGGGCGGCGGCUGGUCAUCCUCUGCCCCGUUUCGCACCUGGUCUUCCAGCCACCGAAGGCGCAGGGGCGCUCCGACUUACAGGCGGCGGCCCCGCUAUGGCCCCAACGCCGCGUUUGAGCCCCGGAGGAAACAGCCGAAGCAACAGCACGGCCAGGGCCCAUGGUUCCAACCACCCCGAAGUCCCUACAGGGCCGUGCACUCUAACCGGCGGCGCUGGGGAGGGCCCUGGCGCCCUCCUCGGGCGGGAUGCUGGAAGCACCCCGGCCGGAUGCAAGUGAUCCGAGUGUGUGGCAUGCACCCGCUGUGCCUUUGCUGCUGCUCCUGCUGGCAAGAGCCCUGGAACCCCGGCUGGACGAGACCCCCUGGCAGGAAGAAGCGCUGGGGCCGCAGGGGCCGCGGCCUGCGCCGCCACCCUCGCCGUUCCUUCCCCAGAAACCCGCCCGUGGAUGUGAGCACGCUGCUGCGGCCGGUCAACCUGUACGGGUGGCGGGCGCCCGGCAUGCGUGCGCCGCGCAACACCACCCAGUUCAUCAUGAACCAGGUCUACGAGGACAUGCGGCAGCAAGAGAAGCAGGAGCGCCAGCAGGAGGCGCUGCGGGCACAGCGGGCCCAGGCAGGUGGCCCCGCCUCCCCGGCGGGCUCCGCCUCCGGAAAUGACGCGCAGCCCGCUGGUGGGGAGGAAGACGCCGAGCUUCCGGAAUGUUUGUUUAGCUGUGUGCGGAACACCUCUCUCAGCUUCAGUCCUGUCCCCCAGGCGGAAAACCAGUCUCCCGCCCAACAGCUGGUGGAGAAGGAGGAGAGAAAUGAUGAGUUGCUAUCGAUCUUCCUCAGAAGAACAUGAAGUUGCUUCUGUGGAACUGUUUAUCUGCCAUGGCCUCAACAAUCCAUAAAUCCAUGCAUGGAGAGGAUUCCCCAUGGUCAGAAGUCAACUUGCACAUCUAGUUAAAAUCCAAGCAUAUUUCCAGAAGAGGUGGAAUCCCUAGAUGAAGAAUUUGAGCCUGCCUUCUCAAAAAUUACAUCUUUUGACAAACUGUACUUCUAAGUAUAAUCUGAA
Messenger RNA from Rhinolophus ferrumequinum (greater horseshoe bat), 1095 nucleotides. RefSeq names its product coiled-coil glutamate rich protein 1 (gene CCER1). Bases 1 to 882 code for a protein of 293 amino acids. The record is from RefSeq and is a predicted model, not a curated record. The transcript has 3 exons. NCBI's taxonomy places the organism in Eukaryota, Metazoa, Chordata, Mammalia, Chiroptera, Rhinolophidae.